This is a messenger RNA of Oryza sativa Japonica Group (Japanese rice), 1127 nucleotides long. RefSeq lists its product as uncharacterized. Gene Ontology annotation, biological process: maturation of LSU-rRNA from tricistronic rRNA transcript (SSU-rRNA, 5.8S rRNA, LSU-rRNA); snoRNA localization; box C/D snoRNP assembly. Gene Ontology annotation, cellular component: pre-snoRNP complex; nucleus. Lineage: Eukaryota; Viridiplantae; Streptophyta; Magnoliopsida; Poales; Poaceae. The record is from RefSeq and is a predicted model, not a curated record.
AACGGAGCCACCCGGCCACACCCAUUCCUCCACUCGCAUAUCCCGUUACCUUUGCCGCCGCGGCGCCGCCGCCCUCUUCCGCUCGCCGCCGGCCGAGGGCGCCCGUCGCGCGCCGUGGAGCGAGCCUAGCCGCACGAGCUGAAAGCACCUAAAAGGUCGCGCCUGGAGGAAUCCCUAGGGGCUAGGGGAGGUGGCUGGAGAUGGCUGGUGGGAGCUGCGACGUGUGCAAGGAGGCGCCGUCCAAGUACAAGUGCUCCGCUUGCCGCACGCCAUAUUGCUCGGUGGCAUGCUUUAAAAAUCACAAAGAUAAAUUUUGCCAGAAGACAAUACCUCUGGAAGAAGUUAGCAAGUCAUCUCUUCAGGAGGAAAUUUCAAGGAACUCUAGGUCACUGGAAGAAGCAACAAAUUGUCCUAAUGACAAGGAUCAAACCCCGUCUUUAUUAUCGGACACGACUUGUCCCACACAAUAUCCAAACACAUUGCACUCUGCAAAAUCUCUUGAAGUUGAGGAUCCAAGCUGGCUUGUUGACAAGAAUGGAUUAAGAUCUUUAGCGGAAUCUAAUGAGAUCCGAGAUGCUCUGAAAGAUUGUAAGCUUCAGCAAAUGCUACUUAAGAUUGAUGGCUCUGCAGAGCCAGAAAAGGAAUUAGAGAAAUUGAUGGAAGGACAAGUUUUUCAACAGUUCACCAAUAAGAUUCUUGACAUUGUUAGCCCACAACAAUGAACACCAACUUUCUGGUGGAGCUAUUCAGCAGAAGAGUGCACGCAUCGGGGCAAAUGACAACAUGUAGAGCAACUUACCUCAGAUGCUGUUUUCCUACCAUGAUGAGAUUGCCUAUACCCGUGACAUUUCCUUCUACUACUUUGAGAAAGUUUUGUCGUCCAAUAUGGUGCUAGUAUUUUACCAUGGCAUCUCUGGCUCAAUCAACAACUGUUCAAUUUGUCUACAUCCGUGACAUCUUCUUUGGCUAAUGGCUACUGUGAGAGUUUUGUUGUCCAUUAUGUUUUUUUUGUGGUAUACUCCCUCCAGUUUUAGGUUUUGUUGUUCAGUUUUGUGGUUUACCAAAGUCAAACUACUUUAAGUUUGACUAACGUUAUAGACAAAUACAAUAAUAUUCACAUUACCAAA